AUGGAGAAUUAAGAAAAGAAGAAAUGUUUGAAAAUGAGAAUUCAAAAACAGCUACAAAUACAGAAUAAAAAUUAUGAGAUAGAGAACUAUCAAAAUUAUAAGUCAUAAAAUAUAUAUCUUUAUGGAUUAAUUAAGAUACAUUAAAAUUUAGAGCUUUCAAAGUAGUGUUUAAUUUAAGUUUUGAAUUAAUUACCAUGUUUUUGGAGUGCCUGGUUAGAACUUUGUAGAUUGAUGAGUGAAGAGAGAUUCAAUUAAUUAGAUAGCAAAUACUUAUUACAAUAAAUAAGAAUUUGA
This is a messenger RNA of Paramecium sonneborni, 294 nucleotides long. The record is from the annotation of a GenBank genome assembly. NCBI's taxonomy places the organism in Eukaryota, Ciliophora, Oligohymenophorea, Peniculida, Parameciidae.